This is a messenger RNA of Lotus japonicus, 798 nucleotides long. RefSeq lists its product as uncharacterized. The transcript has a single exon. Bases 170 to 649 code for a protein of 159 amino acids. Lineage: Eukaryota; Viridiplantae; Streptophyta; Magnoliopsida; Fabales; Fabaceae. The record is from RefSeq and is a predicted model, not a curated record.
ACUCAUACUCCACCUCUCUUCUCCUGUUCAAAGGAAUUCAUUCACCACCAAGAUUCAACAAAAAGCUUCAGCUAUAUAUCCGAACACAGAGAUAUAUAUAUAGAGUUAAUUUUUUUUUUUUCUGAUCAGGAUUAUCCAAAACCUAGAUCAGUUUUUUUUUCUCUACAAUAUGGGUAACACUAACAGCUUAAGGUGUUGUUUGGCUUGUGUUCUUCCAUGUGGGGCACUAGACUUGAUCCGAAUAGUGCAUUUGAAUGGCGACGUGGACGAGAUCACUCGUCGAAUCACAGCUGAAGAGGUUCUCAAAGCCAACCCUAACCAUGUUCUCAGCAAGCCGAGCUCUCAGGGUGUCGUUCGCCGGAUUUUGAUCCUCUCGCCGGAGACCGAGCUCAAGAGGGGCAGCAUAUAUUUCCUAAUCCCAGCGUCCUCGCUGCCGCCGGAGAAGAGACGGAGCGGAAAAUAUAUCGGUGACAGUGAUCUCAACAAAAAAGCCAUCAAUUACAAGGGUGUUGAUGAUGGUAAUCAUGAACAACAACAACAACAACAUAACUUGGUUUCAAAUAAAGAAAAGAAAUCGUCUCGCCGGAAAGGUCAUCAUCGUGUUGGAAUAUGGAGGCCUCAUUUAGAGAGCAUUUCUGAAGAUUUGUAACUUUUGUGUGUUACCGGCGUGAGGAAAAAAAACUUGGUUCUAUAAUUGAUGAAAAAUAGCAACAGGACCUUUUUUAUUUCUCUCUUUGUUUGAUAACUGUAUGUGAGUAUUUGAUUUUGUGGAUAAAAAAUGAUCACCUGGCUUUCCGA